Molecule: messenger RNA, 933 nt
Organism: Ilex paraguariensis (yerba mate)
Lineage: Eukaryota; Viridiplantae; Streptophyta; Magnoliopsida; Aquifoliales; Aquifoliaceae
Source: the annotation of a GenBank genome assembly
AUGUUUGUAGGAGUUGGUGGGUAUUCAUAUCUCUUGGAGCCUCUAUGGUGGUUGGGCAUGGUCACAAUGAUUGUAGGAGAAGUUGCAAACUUUGUGGCGUAUGCGUUUGCCCCUGCGGUUCUUGUUACACCUCUUGGUGCAUUAAGUAUUAUUGUCAGUGCUGUAUUGGCUCACUUUAUAUUGAAGGAGAAGUUACAUCCGCUAGGGAUUUUGGGCUGCGUUAUGUGCAUUAUGGGAUCUGUCAUUAUUGUUAUCCAUGCGCCACAGGAGCGUCCUAUCACUUCUGUUCAAGAAAUAUGGAGUAUGGCAACUCAGCAAGCCUUUUUGCUCUACGUGGGAUCAGUUAUCAUGUUGGUCUUUAUUCUGGUCUUCUAUUUUGCACCUCAAUGCGGGCACACAAAUGUACUUGUUUUCACUGGCAUUUGUUCACUAAUGGGUUCUCUCUCGGUUAUGAGUGUCAAAGCCCUUGGAACUUCACUGAAAUUGACCUUUGAGGGAAAGAACCAGUUAAUCUAUCCAGAGACCUGGUUCUUUGUGCUUGUUGUGGCUACAUGUGUCAUCACUCAGAUGAAUUAUCUCAACAAGGCUCUUGACACAUUCAACACUGCAGUUGUUUCUCCUAUAUAUUAUGUCAUGUUCACAACGCUUACGAUCCUUGCUAGUGUGAUAAUGUUUAAGGAUUGGGUCGGCCAAAGUGUGGGAAAUAUUGUAUCAGAAAUAUGUGGCUUUGUCGUCGUGCUUUCUGCAACCAUCUUGUUGCAUGUAACCAAAGAUUUUGAGAGAAGUUCAUCGUCUAGAGGUAACUACACACCCUUAUCGCCUUCAUUAUCGGCCCGACUAUGUAGUGGAAAUGGGGAAUUACUGCAGCAUAAUGAGGAGGAUGAACAAUGUUCUCAGGAAGCUUGCUCGAGAAGGCAAGAACUAUACCCAUAG